AUGUCUUCAGAAUCUACAGUAACAAAACCAACAUUUUCACCAAAUCGUACACGUUUAAAAACUUCUGAUCAAAAUAAUUCUAAUGAACAUGAAUUAUCAUCUUCAGCAGCAAGUGAAGAAAGUCAUACAUUAUUAUCUGAAACUGUAACAACAUUAGCAAGUAAUGUUUAUAAUGAAUUAGAACGUAUUAUAAAAAAUUUCGGUGAAAAUAGUGUAAAAGAUUUAAUGCCUGUUAUGAUAUCAACAUUAGAAUCACUUGAUAGUGCUCUAAAUGAACGUGAAGUUAGUAAACUUGAAAUUGAAUCAUUAAAAGAACAGAAUGAACAAUUAUUUCAACAAUAUGAACGUGAAAAAGGUUUUCAUAAAGAAUAUCAUCAGCGUUAUCUUCAAGUUGAAGAUCAUCUUGAAGAAAUGAAACGUGAAAAUGAUGAAAAAUUACAAAGUCUUGAAUCUAUUGUUAAAAUAUUUGAAAUAAAAGCACGAAAUGCAUCAGAUCAUGUUGCUCGUUUAGAAGAAAAAGAAAAUGAAAUGAAAACUGAAUAUAAACGAUUACAUGAACGAUAUUGUGAAUUAUUUAAAGCUCAUUGUGAUUAUAUGGAAAGAACAAAAAUUUUAUAUGGAACUGAUCGAUUAGAUCAGUUAUCUGCAACACAGAAUGCUCCACGUUCUCGAAGUAACCUUCCAUUAACAUCACAGCAACAAUCUCAAUUAUUAGACAAUAAACAAGCACCUUCUAAUGAAACAUUAACCGAUGAAAUGACUCCUCCACGUCCAGAUAUUUCUUUUCAAACUUUUAAACAACCAACUAUUGGUGUUAAUUUUCGUUCUGAACUUGAAGCUGCUGAUGGUAAACAGACUCAGACUGAAUCGAUGACCAGUAAUGAUGCAGCUGUAAAUACAGCUAAAUCGGCAAAAUCUACAUCAACAAUAUCAAUAACAAAUUCAUCAAAAAUGUCUGAUGAAACGCCUUUAAAAGAAUUCGCAUCAGGAAUAUUCUCGAAACUUCGAAGUCUCAAUCUACUAUCGGAACCGUUUGAUGAACAACAAUUCUUCGUUAAUGAAGAUGAAUUCGAACAGACAAACAAUACUGCAGAUGUUGCAGCUAGUGAUGAUGAUGAUGAUAUAUCAGCAAAUGAUGCGAAAAAUUCCGAAGCUUUUUAUAAAGAAACACAAAACGAAAAUAUCGAUAUAUCAGAUAUGGAUUCAUCAGCGGAUUUAUUUGUUCGACAAAGUUUUUACGGUAUGACAAAAGAAGUAUCAAAUUUAAUUAAAGAAAAUAAUGAACUUCUUGAAACAAAAAAUGCAUUGAAUGUACUUAAAGAUGAUUUAUUAGUAAAAAUUGAAGAAUUAACAAAUGAACAAGAAAUUCUUCGAGAAGAAGUUAGUUCAUUACAAACAGUUAAAAGUCGAUUACAAUCGAGAAUAACUGAAGUUGAAGAUGAACUUCGUAAAACACGUGAAGAACUUGAAAAAAAGAAAAAAGAAGAAGAGGAAGAUGUACCGAUGGCAGAUAGAAAGCGUUUUACUCGAGUUGAAAUGCAACGUGUUCUUCUUGAACGUAAUCAAUACAAACAACGUUUAUUUGAACUUGAAGAAGCUAUUCAUUGGCAAGAUGCUUUACGUGCAUCUAGACAAGAACAAAUGCAUACAACGUCAGCUAUGAAUACAAUGAAUGAUAGUGCAUUUGAUCAUACACAAAACAAGAAAAGAACAACAUUUUGGAAACUUUUUUCGGGAUUAUUUGGUGCUAGUGUUAAAGAUAUUCCACCAAAACGUACAGCUACAACAAAUCUAUCAUCACUUUCUACAACAAUUACACGUAGUCCAACAAAUGAUCAAAUAACACCAAUCAUCAAUAGACAAGAAAAUACAACAGAUGAAACUCAUCCAUUAGAACGAUCAAUAUCAGAGAGUACGACAGUUAUUGAUAUACCAAAACAAUCAUCAUCAUCAACACGUCGGAGUAGUUCAAUAUUAAUUAACGAUGAUAAUCGUCUUCAAGCAUAUGGUUGGAGUUUAUCAUCAAAAAAUCAAUUGAAAUUAUCUGAAAUAAAUGGUAGAGUUCAAGUUAAUGUACCUGUGCCGGUUUAUUGUCGACCAAUAUUUCAUACAAAUGAUACAACACAAAUAUGGUGUGCUGUUGGUAUUGAUCUCGAUGGUUCAUCAUUAACUAAUGAUGAUCUAUCAACAAUAAAUGAAACAUCUGUUGAUCAAUUAAAUAAACAAUUAAUUGAAUCAUAUCAUCAAAUGAUUGAUGAACAAUUUUUAAAAUUAUCAUCAAUUGUUUGGAUUGCUGCUAAAUCAAAUGAUACAGCUAUGAUUACAAUUAUUGAUGCAAAUAAAGCUGAAAAAAUUAUUGAUACAUUUACAUUAGGAAAUACUAUUGUUUAUACUAUGGGUAGUGUUCCAGGACCAUCAAGUACAGAUUAUUCACCAUUUGAUGAUUCAAAAUGGACUUUAUUUGAAGCUGAUACAGCAUCAGCUAGUGAUGUAAAAAUAACACCAUGUACUGUUGCAUCACUUUCUAUAGGUGGAAGUCGUCCAAGUACAUCAGAAACACAUCCACUUGAAUUAAAAGCAUCUGAACAAACUUUAACUGAUUUAGCUCGUCAACCCGACAAUGAAGAUAAAACAAAUUCAUCAACGAAAUAUCCAACUGUUUGGUUAGGAUCAGGUGAUGGAUGGUUAUAUAUUCAUUCAGCGAUAAGUGAACAUCGAAAAACAAUUGAAAAAAUUUGGCUUCGGCAUGCUAUUUAUAGUAUUGUUCAUGUUCGUGGUCGAGUAUUUGUUACACUUGCUAAUGAAAAAAUGAUUGUAUUUCAUCGUAAUAUAGAUGGAACAUGGAAUUUAAGUAAUAUUCAUUUAAUUGUAACUGGUAAAAGUCGAGAAUCAGUACGAUGUAUGAUUAAUGUUGGAGACACAAUAUGGUGUGGUGUAGCUAAUCGAGUUUAUGUUAUUCAUACACAAACAUUAGAAGUUCGAAAACAAUUUGAUGUUCAUUCACGAUCAGAUCAUUCUGUUCAACAUAUGACUUGGUCUGGUGAUGGUGUUUGGUUAUCAAUUCGUUUGUCAAGUACUUUACAGUUAUAUCAUGCACAAACAUAUCAACAUUUACAAGAUGUUGAUGUACAACCAUAUGUUGAAAAAAUGAUUGCAACGGAAAAAGCUGGUCUUUAUUUUGUUCAUAUUAGUGCAUUGACGAUUGCAUGUCGUCGUCUAUGGAUUGGUACUGGUAAUGGUAUUAUUAUUUCUGUUCCACUUUCUGACAAUACAUCAACAACAACUGCAUCGAGUUCAUCAAUAACAACAAAACCUGGUUCUGUUGUUCGUGUCUAUGAUCAAACAUCAUCAAAUUAUAUUCCAUAUUGUAGUAUGAAUAAUGCCCAAUUAUCAUUUCAUGGUUAUCGUGAUGCUGUAAAAUUUUUUGUUGCUGUACCUGGUCAACCGCCAUCAAAAUUACUUCAUGAUGAUGAAACAAUAAAUUCAACAUUAACUGCAAAUACAACGGAUACAUCAGCAUUAGCAUUUGGUGAUAUACUUGUUGUAAGUGGUGGUGAUGGUUACAUUGAUUUUCGUAUUGGAGAUUCAACAACAGACAAAAUUGAUGAUAUAAGUACUAGCAAUAGAAAUAUAUCAUAUCUUAUUGUUUGGCAUUUGGGUUCAACGUAA
Messenger RNA from Rotaria sordida, 3669 nucleotides. Lineage: Eukaryota; Metazoa; Rotifera; Eurotatoria; Philodinida; Philodinidae. The record is from the annotation of a GenBank genome assembly.